Symbiodinium pilosum is the source of this 1965-nucleotide messenger RNA. The record is from the annotation of a GenBank genome assembly. Lineage: Eukaryota; Dinophyceae; Suessiales; Symbiodiniaceae.
AUGAAGGUUGGACUACUUUGUUUGGCAUGGCUGGUGCAAGCCGCAGCGCUGACCUUGCAGUCCGACGAGGCGGAGCGCCCGACAACAAAGGUCGUGAAAUUGCUGAAAACCAUGCAGGAGACCGUUGAAAGUGAAGCGAAAGCCGAUGAGGACACGUACGACAAGUUUAAAUGCUGGUGCCAUGAAAAUACGGAUGCCAAGACCAAAGCUGCUGCGGAAGCAGAGACGACUUCGAGGGAGCUGAAAGAGCGAGUGGAAAUCCUCAUCGCGCAGAGCGAACGCCUCAAGGGAGAGAUCGAAACCGCAGAGGACGAGGUGGCUAAGAACCAAGCUGCGUUGGACACGGCCACAGCGCUUCGAAAACAGCAGAACGAAGAGUUCAUCGACGAUCGCAGGCGCCUGGAAGGCGACAUCUCGGGCGUGAAGAGUGCCAAAGCCGCCUUCAACAGUCCCGAGGGAGGUGCUUUCCUCCAGUCCAAGGUUAGUGCUGUCCGCCCAGUGCUGCAGCAGCUGAUGAAGGACCAUCUCACUAAGCUCAGCAUUGAUGACAGGGAGACCUUGAAUUCUUUCCUGCAGCGCGGAGAUGGCGUGGACGGGGUUCUGGGCGUCCUCGAAGGGCUGAAGGAUGAUUUCAACGAGGAGUUGGUGAAGCUGAAUGAUGAUGAGGCCACUGCUUUGGCACAGUACGAAGACUUGGCUGCAGCCAAGAAGGCCGAAAUCAAGGCUGGCGAGGCCCAGGUGGAGGCCAAGAAGGAGGAGCGAGCCCAAGCGAACGCGGAGCACGCCCAGAAGAAGCAGGACAUCAAGGACACGCAGGCACUCAUGGGCGCGGACCUGUCCUUUGUGGAUGAUGUGAAGAAGCAGUGUGCGGAAAUGGAUGCUGAGUGGGAUGAGCGUCAGAAGAUCCGGGCUGCUGAGGCCGAAGGCAUCUCCAAGGCCAUCGAGAUCCUGGAUGCGGAGGAGGCACAUGCCAACUUCGCAAAAACCUUCUCCUUCCUCCAGGAGUCCGCGGAGCACACGGAACAUGCGGAGCCCGGCCGUGCUGAGGCAGCCCGUGUCCUUGCCGAUGCGGGACACCGCGAUGCCCGCUUGGCCGCGCUGGCCAUGUCGGCGAAGAUCGACAAGUUCACCAAGGUAAAGAAGGCUAUGGACGACAUGGUCUUCACCCUGACCAAGGAGCAGGAGGAUGAGGUGAAGCAGCGGGAUUUCUGCGUCCAAGAGUUCCAGGAGAACGAGGUCGAGACUGCCGACAAGACGCGGUUGAAGACGUCCCUCCUCGCUAAAGAGCAGGCUAUUGAUGUGAAGAAGCCACAGACCGAGAUUGAGACCUUGGAGGCUGAGGUGGCUGACAUGCAGAAGCAGCUGAAAAAGGCCGGCGAGAAUCGGGAGAAGGAGAAUGAGGAGUUCCAAACCGUGGUGGAGGAUCAGCGCAAGACCCAAAAACUCCUGAAGGAUGCCAUGGAGGUUUUGGGCAAGUUUUACAAGACUGAGGCCAUGAUCCAGGUCCAUGCUCACGCAGGCCCAGAGGCUCCAGGAGGCUUCAAGGACUACAAGGCCAACGAGAAGAGCUUCGGUGUCCUCUCUAUGCUUCAGAAGCUGAUUGACGACUCCAAGGCAAUGGAAGCAGAGUCCGUGCGCGCGGAGAAGAGUGCGCAAAAGGCCUAUGAGGCCUUCUCUGCCGACACUACGGCCUCAGUGGAGAAGAAGGAGACAGCCAUCAUGGACAAGAAGGCUGAGAAAGCAGGUCUGGAGAAGACUUUGGUCCAAACACGCAAAGGCCGUGAAGGCGCGGAGGAUGCUCUCUCGAACCUGGCAGACACCAAGGCUGGCCUCCACGAGAGCUGCGACUUCCUCAUGAAGAACUUCGAAGCCCGGCAGGCAGCCCGCACUGAUGAGAUGGACUCCGUCAAGAAGGCCAAGGCCAUCCUCUCCGGAGCCACUUUCGCCGAGAUCCAGCUCGACUGA